This is a messenger RNA of Octopus sinensis (East Asian common octopus), 417 nucleotides long. RefSeq lists its product as uncharacterized. The transcript has a single exon. The record is from RefSeq and is a predicted model, not a curated record. Bases 1 to 417 code for a protein of 138 amino acids. NCBI's taxonomy places the organism in Eukaryota, Metazoa, Mollusca, Cephalopoda, Octopoda, Octopodidae.
AUGGAGAAAAUAAGUGCACGCAUUAUAACUCGGCAAGGAAAAACAGUUGAUCACCUUGUAACUAGGUGCGGGAGAAUGCUGAAUAGCUCAUAUCUUAGACGGCAUAACGAAGUAGUCAGAUGUAUUCACUUACAUUUCUGUCGUCAAUAUGGAAUAAGGAAAACUAAGAAACUAAAGACACAUUCAGUUCAAUCUGUUGUUAGCAAUGAAUUUGUGGAGAUUCGUGUGGAUACUACGAUUAGUACGGAUACAGCUGUGGCGAAUAACAAACCUGAUAUAUUUGUUCAUGACAAAAUGAGGAAUACAUUACUCUUAUCGAAGUUGGGAUUACUUCGCAAAUUGCCUCAAGCAGGUCGAAUUGAGAAGUUCCACAAAUAUGACUUUAUUGGCAAUGAACUUGAGCAAUUCAUCACGUAA